Messenger RNA from Halteromyces radiatus, 1477 nucleotides. RefSeq lists its product as uncharacterized. The record is from RefSeq and is a predicted model, not a curated record. The transcript is spliced from 2 exons. NCBI's taxonomy places the organism in Eukaryota, Fungi, Mucoromycota, Mucoromycetes, Mucorales, Cunninghamellaceae. The coding region runs from base 94 to 1464 and encodes 456 amino acids. Gene Ontology annotation, molecular function: protein binding.
CCCCUUUCCCUUUUUUUUUCUUUUUCUUGCCACAUUUUUUUCUUUUUUGUUUAUUAUCUUUAACCCCCCUUUAUUCUUGUUUAAUUCCAAAUCAUGUCACUUCAAAUGUUACCUACUUCUUUACUAUAUGAAAUCUUAAAGAAUGUUCCUUUUCCAAGUCGUUGGGAAUCUUCUUUAGUUUGUAAAACUUGGUAUGAAAUAUGUCAUGACCCUUAUUUAUAUCUUGACAUUCAUUUGGAAUAUAUGGAAUUACAUAUGCUAGUGAAAACAUUACAAUGGAUUCAACGACUUGGUUCCGUCAAGGUACGAAGUUUGGCUCUCCGUCAUUGUUAUUGUCAAGUACUUCGGGAUACUCUUAUUCCGGUCACUUUCCGAUCUCCACAACCGAAUCAACCUACUUUUUAUACACAGUUACGUACAUUGACGCUGGAUCGUCGACGGAUGGAAUACAAGAACCAUCAAUUCACUCUAUAUGAUGAUUUAUCUGAUGUUUUGACUCGAUUAUUAUUACAAUUUCAUCAGAAAGGAUUAUCAUCACUGGAGAUCAGUCAUUGUGAUAUAGAUUGGGCCAUGACAGAUCUGUUUACCAUCAUGCUUACCGCUGGACGACAUUUGACAAAAUGGAUCUAUCACGACAACUACAGCAAUCAUCAUUACCAUGACAACAGUAAUAAUAAUAAUAAUAAUAAUAAUGGAUGUCAAUAUACCAAUGGCAAAAAAAAUAGAUUAGCUGCUGAUGAUUUGUUACAAGCAAUGAUACUGGCGUUUCCAAAUAUGAAGCAUUUUAUGGGACAACAUGACAUUACGAAUGAUACAGUGAUGAUGAUGGCUCGACAUUGGACACAGUUGGAAUCUCUGGUAUUGAGUUCUCCUAAUACUACUACAAAGACAGCAGCAACAACAAAAGCAACCACAACCAUGAUGACAAAAAGGGAUGAUCCUGUGGUUAAGAUCUCAGCAAAGGCUUUCUAUACAUUGAUUUCUCAUUGUUCCUCUUUACAUACUUUGGAACUUUGUGAUGUUCAAUGUAUAAAUGAAUGGGAUUUACGACGGAUGUGUCAUUGGCGGGACGUACAACAAAAAAGACGACAACGAUCCUAUCAUCCUUAUCAAUCAACAUUACUACGAAAUAGGCUAUCAUCUGACAAACGAAUAGGUAUCUCCUUGCGUCAUGUGAAAUUGACACAGUAUGUGACAACUCCUUUAUUGUCUCAAGGGAUCCUGCAGCUCUUGGCCCUUUUUCCUCAUCUUCAAACUCUGAUUUAUGCUACCAAUCAUCACUGUUAUCAAAUUGCAAUGCAUGAUGAUUAUGAAAGGGGUCAACUUCAGGAGAUGAUGAAAGAAUGGCGACAAUUACAACAAAACGAAUUUAUUUCUUCAGCUGGCUGUAAAAUCAUUACUCAUUUCGAUACUCCUGUGACUAUGGAACAACGUUUAUUAUUGACUAGUUAUUCAUUAGGAUAGUAUUAUUAUACCC